This is a messenger RNA of Olea europaea var. sylvestris, 1190 nucleotides long. Its product is annotated as photosystem II 5 kDa protein, chloroplastic-like. The coding region runs from base 382 to 666 and encodes 94 amino acids. The record is from RefSeq and is a predicted model, not a curated record. The transcript has a single exon. NCBI's taxonomy places the organism in Eukaryota, Viridiplantae, Streptophyta, Magnoliopsida, Lamiales, Oleaceae.
UAUCCAGACUUUUCAUAUAUGGUAGUUUAUUUAUGCCAUAUUUUCACACAUAAAACCCUAAUUUACACUGACAACUUUAAAUGAAACAUAAAUUAUCCUUAGCAGUGUAAAUAAUAGAAAAGGAAAAAGAAAUGUACCUAUACAGAGAAAAAAAGGACAAAAUUCAAGGCUUCACCGCAAGGCCUUAGAAUCACCAAUUUUCAUGCCAAGAUCUUUCCCACAUGGCAACAAAUUAUUGGAAUACAACUUUAUUUGGAAAAGAAAAAAGGGAUUAAAUUUGUAUGAUGUUGCACAUUACACUUUUAACCAACAAAACUAACUCAGCCCCAACAUUGUGCACAGCACAUAGUGAACUUUUUUUGAUCAUCUAGGUUUCAAACAAUGGCUUCCAUGACAAUGACUGCUUCAUUCAUGGGUGGCACAGCCGCAGCAGCCACCGCCUCCCGCCGUGUCAUGAUGGUGGUUAAGGCCUCCAAGGAUUCCCAGAGUGGAAAAAUGGUGGAAGAGAGAAACAACAGCACCAGAAGGGACUUGAUGUUUGCAGUGGCUGCUGCUGCUUGCUUCAUUGCCAAAGUUCCCGAGCCCAAACUUGGAACCCCAGAUGCUAAAAAGAAGUAUGCACCUAUUUGUGUUACUAUGCCAAAUGCACGCAUUUGUCACAAUUGAGAACUGGCAUUGCCUUUGUACAACUGCUUUUUUAAAUUAAUCUGGGAAGAAUGUAAAACCUGGUUCCUGUCCUAAUAUAUCUGCUUCCCUCAAGUAUUUUGAGCAUGCUACUUUAUGCUUUGCUUUAUUUUUAAUGCAAAUAAUCAGUUAUUAUGAACUCCUUUUUAAAUGUAACUUAAAUUUACUUUUAAGUAAAUCUAUGGUCUAGAAAAGUUAGGAGAAAUUACUACUACCUCCACUUUCAAGAGAAUCUAUCGCUUCAUGUCUCUUUGUCGGCAAAAAGAUCUGCCUGUGUGGGAAACCCUCCCAUUUAUCCACAAGCUCAUGAAGUUUCUCCAUACGCUGAACAAAAGAAGUUUACAUCUACAAUCUUUAUAAGACAAAUUUUUAUUUAUUUAAAUUUACAAGUCUGAGUCUUUACAUGACAGAAAUUAUGAAUGUGGACACUAAAACACGCAACUUUCACAAGAUUUAGAGUUGGUGGAUGAAAUGUCAAGCUACUCAAAAGCUAUGUUAUUUUUUUU